GCGCCUCGAUGUCGUUUCAGCCUCACGGCGGGGAUCCCCUCGAGCACACCAGCCUCUACCAGCGCGCCGAGAGCGACGACAGCGACGGGGAGGGAGGCUUGGGCAACGUGAACAGGCUGGUGAUCCGGCCGCCGGGCCACAGCGGCAAGGCCAAGAGGGGCCACCUGUGCUUCGACGCGAGCUUCGAGACCGGCAACCUCGGCCGCGUCGACCUCGUCUCCGAGUUCGAGUACGACCUCUUCAUCAGGCCCGACAUCUGCAGUCCGCGCCUGCGACUCUGGUUCAACUUCACGGUGGACAACGUGCGCCAGGACCAGCGCGUCAUCUUCAACAUCGUCAACAUCUCCAAGAGCAAGAACUCGUUUCGGGACGGCAUGACGCCGCUGGUCAAGAGCAACUCGAGGCCCAAGUGGCAGCGGCUGCCGCACCGUCAAGUCUUCUACUACAAGUCGGCCCAGCACCAGGACCACUACGUGCUGAGCUUUGCCUUUGCCUUCGAUCGCGAGGACGAGCUGUACCAGUUCGCCCUGUCCUACCCGUACUCGUACACGAGGUGCAUGGGCCACUUGGACAAUUUAGUGGAUAGGUGCAGGUUCCACCGACUCAUGCUGAAGCGCGAGACUCUGGCAAGGUCGAUCAAGUCGCGAAGCGUGGAGCUGCUGACGAUAACCGAAGCGACGGCGGCGGCGUCGGCGGCGGCGUCGGCGGCGGAGGAACAGCGCAGCCGCAGGACGGUGGUGAUUCUGGGCCGAGUGCACCCGGGCGAGUCGCCGUCGUCGUUCGUCUGCCAGGGCCUCGUGGACUUCCUCGUGAGCGCGCACCCGAUGGCCGCGGUGUUGCGCCGCUACCUGGUCUUCAAGAUAGUGCCGAUGCUCAAUCCCGACGGCGUCUACCUGGGCAACUACCGCUCGACGGCCAUCGGCAUGGACCUGAACCGCUCGUGGAACCGCAUGUCCGAUUGGCUGCACCCGACGCUGCUCGCGACCAGACGGCUGCUCGAGCGCCUCGACAAGGACCCGCUCGCCCCGCUGGACUGCGUGCUGGACCUGCACGCUCACAGCAACGCCAGCGGCCUGUUCGUCUACGGCAGCACGUACGACGACGUGUACAGGUACGAGCGCCACACCGUGCUGCCCAAGCUGCUGGCGCAGCUGGCCGAGGACUACGAGCCGAGCAACACCAUGUACAACCAGGACGCGCACAAGGAGGGCACGGCCAGGCGGUUCCUCUGCUCGCUGCUGAGCGAGCGCGUCAACUGCUACACCCUGCACGUGUCCAUGCACGGCUACGCGCGCAAGGGCAGCGACGGCCUGCUGCCCUACACCGAGGACAGCUAUUACCGGGUGGGCAGGAACCUGGCCAGGGCGCUGCUCGAGUACCACAGGCUCACGGGCCUGAUACCGGCCGGGCUGCCCGAUCAGCCGGCGUCCAGGCGCGCCCGCCAGUCGCGCCAGCGUCGCAGGGUCGUCAGGCAGCCGAGGCCCAGGACCGCGAGGACGCCCGCGCCCCUGCACCUCGCCAGCAUUCACGAGUACUUCCGUCUAGCGGACGAGGAGGAACAGGAGGCGUUGGAAGCUCGUUGCCGAUCGAUGAGCGGCACUCGUAUGGCGGUAACAGCCGCCGCCCGUCGUUCUCAAGCCGCCGCUGCAUCGGCCAGAUCGCGCACCGCCGACGACGAGAUACUAGCCCCAACGCAACAGCCGUCCUCGCCAGCGCGACUCACGAUCGUAGACUUCAAUCAACUGACGCGCGGUGGCCUCGAGCUGGCCGUCAAAGACAAGCAACAACAACAACAGCAACGCCGUACCUACCUCAACCAC
Phymastichus coffea is the source of this 1820-nucleotide messenger RNA. Its product is annotated as cytosolic carboxypeptidase 6. The record is from RefSeq and is a predicted model, not a curated record. Gene Ontology annotation, biological process: proteolysis. Lineage: Eukaryota; Metazoa; Arthropoda; Insecta; Hymenoptera; Eulophidae. The annotation marks the transcript as partial. The transcript has 7 exons. Gene Ontology annotation, molecular function: metallocarboxypeptidase activity; zinc ion binding.